AUGCCCGAGUCAACUCAUACAGCUGCUACUACGCAACCGGAGACGCCUCAUGCAAACAAAGUCAGCUUCCUCGUUCAGAAGGCGAAGCAUCUGUCCAAUCUCAGCACACAGCCCUGUGGGGUGCACAAAACAAAGGAUGAUGAAAGCGGCCACAAAGAAAACGCUGUGACGUCAAUGGCGCUGGAAAUGGCAUUGAUGCAGAACGGUACGCAUAUCAGUGGUCAUACAAUCCGUUCAGAGCCUUCAAGUCUGACGCGAGAAGACAAAAUGGUCACCAACAACGAACGGAAUAAUGAUCAUUGGGGAUCAGCUACAUACUCGGGAGAUAGAAUGUCUCCUGGCAAGCACAAGCUGGAAGAUUCUCAUGAAGCCACGAGCAGACUUGAGGAUGCUAAUUGGUCGCGAAAGAGGGCAAGGACUGCUGUGACCAGAUAA
This is a messenger RNA of Bipolaris victoriae FI3, 435 nucleotides long. RefSeq lists its product as hypothetical. NCBI's taxonomy places the organism in Eukaryota, Fungi, Ascomycota, Dothideomycetes, Pleosporales, Pleosporaceae. Bases 1 to 435 code for a protein of 144 amino acids. The record is from RefSeq and is a predicted model, not a curated record. The transcript has a single exon.